AUGGCGGCAACCCUUCCUCUCUUAUGUAUCGAAGCAAUAAUUGAGAAUCUACUAGAGAAGAAUGAGCAACAACGACAACGACAAAACAAACAUCACCAGUCACAAAUUCUUAGUCUACUCUUAAUUAAUCGACAUUGGUGUCAAAGUAUCAUACCGAAACUUUGGAUUAAACCGUUUGACGAUUGCAAUCCUCGACACGAAUCUAAAUUAUUUCAAACGGUCGUAAAUUGUCUUGAUGAAGAAACAAAAAAAUCACUUGCUCCAGAGUUUUUGAAUAAACCACCACCAACAUUCCAAUAUAUUUACUUUAUUAAAUAUUUGAAUAUCAUAACAUUGAUUGAAGUAGCAGUUCACUCUCGAUUGAGAAGCAAUAGAAUUAAUCUGGCAUAUGCAAUUUACCAUAAAUUAAUCAGCAACAAUGUUGGUCACACUCUGAGUAAACUCAAUAUCAAUUUUGCGACAGCUUCUCGUACCCAUGGACAAUGGGACACUUUAAAAAAAUUCUCAAGUAAAAGUUUCGUUCGAGAUUGGGAUCCGUUUCAUCUUGCAAGCGGUCGGAACUCCCUCGCGUACCUUUUCAGUCUGACAAUAUCCGAGGAAUAUAGUCAUCGUUUUUUACCAGUUGCUGCACGAGUAUGUCCCAAUAUAUCGGAAAUUUUCAUUGAAAUUUUUCCUGGAGCAAGUACUUUUACGCAACCAAUUGCUUUGACUCGACUUUACAAGACGUUCUCGUUGCUGGAACUGUUUCCGAAAUUAUCGGUUUUCUGCUUAUUUCACGUUCGUGGUUUUCGCCGAAUUACUUACAAAUCCGACAAAUUCAUGGAAGAACUCGGUGAUUAUUUGCCAUCAAGAAAGUAUUAUCAAUUUGUUCUCGACAUAAAUCUCUAUUUUUCUAGCGAAUCCCUGGACAAAUUCUUUCAGAAGACAACGGCAACGUUUCAACAAUUUGCCAUUCCAUCAGUGGAUUAUGUCUCGGACGAAUGUUUGGACGUCUUUAUAAACUACGCGGAAAGUCAUGAAAUAAAAGAGCUUGAUAUCGGAAAGGCUAAACUCUCCUCUAAAGAAGCAUUAGAAGAAGCGAAAAAAGCCAUCCCGGUGAUUUAUCGUAAACCAGGCUACGAUUGGGAUUUUAUUAUCUUAGAAGACGAGUUAUGGGAUGAAUUGUUCUGGACUUUUUUCUAA
Molecule: messenger RNA, 1182 nt
Organism: Ambispora gerdemannii
Lineage: Eukaryota; Fungi; Glomeromycota; Glomeromycetes; Archaeosporales; Ambisporaceae
Source: the annotation of a GenBank genome assembly